Sinocyclocheilus rhinocerous is the source of this 453-nucleotide messenger RNA. RefSeq names its product alpha-tectorin-like. Lineage: Eukaryota; Metazoa; Chordata; Actinopteri; Cypriniformes; Cyprinidae. The annotation marks the transcript as partial. The transcript has 3 exons. The record is from RefSeq and is a predicted model, not a curated record.
GACUAUCAGGUUUUUCACUUUCAAGGAACCUGCACUUAUGUUCUCUCUGAGGCCUGUGGCAGCAGUUUGCCAUACUAUCGCAUUGAGGGCAAAAAUGAGCAUCGGGGCAGCACGCAUGUGUCAUGGACGCGGAUGGUCAGAGUGUUUGUCUAUGAUGAAGUAAUUGAACUGGUCAAGGAUCACUAUUAUGACGCAAGGGUUAAUGGAAGUUUUGCAGCAACGCCAUUCACCCUCCGCAAUGGCUCCAUCCAGGUCUAUCGGUCAGGUUUUUCCUUGGCCAUCAGCACAGACUUUGGUCUGGUUGUUACAUAUGAUGCAUACAGCUACGUCAGCAUCUCUGUACCAUAUGACUAUUUUAAUUCCACCUGUGGUCUGUGUGGAAACUUUAACCUGCGUCCCGAAGAUGACUUCCGUUCAACCAGUGGUGAGAUCUUGAGCUCAGAUGUGGACUUU